GGAUUUUCAUGAAAUGUUGCAAAUCUCCAAAUCUCGUGAGAGUGAAUGAAUGAAUGCCCCUUCGUGAAGGUUUUGAAACGGGCACACUGCAUUUCAAGUAAGAGUUACAGAUCUUCUUAGGUCACUCACUCACGCGGGUUUACAAGUAUCGGGUUUCGUGAAACCUAAUCUCUCUCUGAAAUGGAUCAGCUUGCAUCUCUAGCAGAGUCUGUGGCUAUGGAGGAAGAUUCAGAGAAUCAAUCGGUUAAAAGGGAGAGUAGCCCUGAACCUGACUCAAGUCCUCCUCCUAGUCCCAAAAUAACUGCUAGGUGGAAUCCAUUUGGAGGUUGCAGGCCUAUGGUUGAUGACGCUCCCAUAUUUUAUCCCACUAAUGAGGAUUUUGAUGAUCCACUUAGUUACAUAGAAAAGUUGCGCUCUAAAGCUGAAUCAUAUGGCAUAUGUCGCAUUGUGCCGCCUGUUGCAUGGAGGCCUCCCUGCCCACUGAAGGAUAAGAAAAUAUGGGAGAAAUCUAAAUUUCCCACCCGAAUUCAGCUGAUUGACUUGCUUCAGAAUAGAGAACCGAUUAAAAAAUCUACCAAAAGCAAGAAGAGGAAACGGAGAAGAGUCAAAACUGGAUACACAAGAAGAAGAAGAGAUUCAGGCUGUGAUACUUCUUCCUCUAGUGAGAACGAAGGCAAAUUUGGUUUUCAGACUGGGCCAGAUUUUACCCUGGAAGAAUUUCAGAAGUAUGAUGAAUACUUUAAGGACUGUUAUUUUGAGACACAUGAUCAGUCUAGUUCCAGAGCGUCUGAAAUUAAAAAAUUUAAACCUAAGGUUAAAGACAUCGAAGGUGAGUAUUGGCGAAUAGUGGAGCAAGCAACUGAUGAAGUAGAGGUGUACUAUGGAGCUGACUUGGAAACAAAGAAAUUUGGAAGUGGUUUCCCUAAGCAUUCACCGGGGCAUCCUAAAAGUGAAGCAGACCAAUACUCUAAAUCUGGUUGGAACCUAAAUAAUCUAUCCCGUCUUCCCGGAUCUGUUCUAGCGUUUGAGAGCUGUGAUAUCUCAGGAGUCAUUGUACCAUGGCUUUACGUUGGAAUGUGCUUUUCAACUUUUUGUUGGCAUGUUGAAGAUCAUCACCUCUAUUCCUUGAACUACUUACACACGGGUGAUCCAAAAGUUUGGUAUGGAAUCCCCGGAAACCAUUACGCUUCCUUUGAAAACGCAAUGAAAAAACAUCUUCCAGAUUUGUUUGAAGAACAGCCUGACUUACUACAUCAACUGGUCACUCAGUUAUCUCCAAGAAUCUUAAAAGAGGAGGGAGUACCUGUCUACCGAGCUGUCCAGCGCAGUGGAGAAUUCAUCCUAACCUUCCCUAAGGCCUAUCAUUCUGGGUUUAAUUGUGGUUUUAACUGUGCGGAAGCAGUAAAUGUUGCACCAGUUGAUUGGCUGAUUCAUGGACAAAAUGCAGUGGAAGGCUAUAGCAAGCAGCGGCGAAAGAGUUCAUUGUCACAUGACAAGCUGCUUCUUGGAGCAGCUCAAGAAGCUGUUUAUUCCCUCUGGGAGCUUUCACUUUCAAAGAAGAAAACUCCUGUGAUUGCGAGAUGGAAAAGGGUUUGUAGUGAGGAUGGAUUGCUUACGAAGGCAGUCAAGAAGCGGGUGCAGAUGGAAGAAGAAAGACUAAACCACAUUCAAGAUGGUUUUAGCGUGCUAAAGAUGGAGGGUGAUUUUGACAUUAAGAGAGAACGGGAGUGCUUCUUGUGCUUCUAUGACUUGCAUAUGUCUGCUUCAAGCUGCAAGUGUUCGCCCAACCGAUUUGCAUGUCUUACCCACGCCAAGGAUCUGUGUUCAUGUGAAAGUAAGGAGAGAUUUGUCCUAAUUCGCCACACCUUGGAUGAGUUACGGUCAUUGGUCAGAGCUCUAGAAGGGGAUCCAGAUGCCAUAGACGAAUGGGCAAGUAAAUGUCGUGACCAGUAUCCUUCACAUCAUCCGAGAGUAAGAGAAUAUUCUUACCUCAAGGCUGCCUCAUGUUCAAAGAACCGUGGUUCAUCAAAAGUACAACAGCGAGAACAAAACAACCUUCAGUUAGUGUCCGAGCAUUUACAAAGUGAUCUAACCACAAACAAGGAAGUUCAGUUGAAACAAGAUGGUGAUCGAGAUGUAAACCUUUGUGAGGGAGGUAAUUGUGACGAUGAGAAGAUUUCGGUGGAAUCUCAAAACCCACAUUCAGUUACAGAUGUAGGGUGUAGUGAGCUGGCGAAGAAAGUAGAUGAUUGUUCAGAAGGGAAAGAUCAUGACGCUGCAACCAAUAGGCUAAGUCACUCUGUUGAGCUCUUGAACUCUGGAUCUCUCGUUGUUAAAAAGCUGUGGUGCAAUAAACAAGCCAUAUACCCAAAAGGGUUCAAGAGCCGUAUUAAGUUCUUAAGCGUGCUUGACCCAACAAAACUUACCAACUACAUCUCAGAGGUUCUGGAUGCAGGGCUUCUUGGUCCACUGUUCAGGGUCUCAGUAGAAGAUUACCCCACUGAGAAUUUCUCGAAUGUAUCUGCUGAGAAGUGCUGGCAAAUGGUGACACAAAGACUCAAACUCGAAAUUAUCAAAAGAUGUGAUCAACCAGUGAGCUCUUUGACCUCUUUACAAUCUUUGGACUAUAUAAAUGGGCAUGCAAUGUUUGGGUUUAACUCCGAACACAUAAUUAAGGUGGUUGAGGCUCUUGAUCCAAAGCAUCAAUUGGAGGAGUACUGGAACCAAAAGGCAGUGAAACUGUUUGGUGCUGAACCAGCGAAGGAAGAAGAAAAAGAUGAUACAGAGAAAGGAGCAGCUUCAGAUCCCUCUUUGGACCGGGACACAAGGCUUUUGCGUGGACUGUUGAAGAAGGCAACACCUGAAGAAUUAGUUAUGAUGCAUGGGCUUCUGUGCGGUGAGACACGCAACACGGAGCUCAAGGAAGAGCUCUCUACUUUGGUAGAUAAGAUGGAGAAAAGUCCUUAAUGACGAGCAUGCAAAUAGCACACUAACAUCCUUUGAAGUUGAUUGUGUUUGUAUGUUCAGGCUUCAGUUAAUCUAGAGAGGCAAUAUAAAAGUAGACAAAAGUGUCACUUCGUUGACAUGUCUUUCCUUUUUACUUAAAAAAGGGUUUAGGAUUAAUGAUUGUAUUGUAUUGUAUUAUUGGAUCUGCAAUGUACCAUCGUUCUCUAUUACGUUUGCUUAUUUUUCUA
Messenger RNA from Capsella rubella, 3194 nucleotides. Its product is annotated as probable lysine-specific demethylase JMJ14. The transcript is spliced from 12 exons. Gene Ontology annotation, biological process: chromatin remodeling. The record is from RefSeq and is a predicted model, not a curated record. NCBI's taxonomy places the organism in Eukaryota, Viridiplantae, Streptophyta, Magnoliopsida, Brassicales, Brassicaceae. Gene Ontology annotation, cellular component: nucleus. Bases 181 to 2967 code for a protein of 928 amino acids. Gene Ontology annotation, molecular function: histone H3K4me/H3K4me2/H3K4me3 demethylase activity.